AUGGCGCUGGCUGUGGCUCUGGCGGGAGCCCUCCCCGGCUCGGAAGCCGGCCCCGCGGAAGAGCUCGCCAAACUCGAGUAUUUGUCUCUGGUGUCGAAGGUGUGCACCGAGCUGGACAAUCACUUGGGGAUCAACGACAAGGACCUGGGUGAGCCCGGGCGGAGCGGAGCGGGAGGAGGGAGGUUCGCGGGCCGAGCGCGCGCGUCUGAGGCUGAGGCCGGGAACGAUUCUCUUAUUAGCAACUUGCUGCGGCUCAUCCAGACCAUGCGGCCUCCCACAAAGCCUUCUACCAGUAAAGAUGCAGUGGUUAAACCGAAGACCGAGAAAGAGAAGCUGAAGGAACUCUUCCCAGUCCUCUGCCAGCCAGACAACCCCUCCAUCCGGACCAUGUUGGACGAGGAUGACGUGAAAGUCGCUGUGGACGUCCUGAAGGAGCUGGAAGCCUUGAUGCCCAGCGCAGCGGCCCACCAGGCGAAGCAGAGAGAGGCGGGACACCGGGACAGGGCGAAGAAGAAGAAGCGGAGCCGGAGCCGAGACAGAGACAGAGACCGGGACAAAGAUCGGGACCGAGAGCGAGACCGUAAGCGGAGACACCGGUCCCGUUCUCGAUCACGCUCCAGGACUCGCGAGAGGAACAAAGGCAAAUCUAGAUAUCGGUCCAGGAGCAGAAGUCAGAGCCCCCCCAAAGACCGCAAGGACCGGGACAAAUAUGGGGAGAGGACUCUGGACAGAUGGCGGGAUAAGCAUGUGGACCGCCCUCCCCCCGAGGAGCCCGCCAUCGGGGACAUCUACAAUGGCAAGGUCACCAGCAUCAUGCAGUUCGGCUGCUUUGUGCAGCUGGAGGGACUGAGGAAGCGCUGGGAAGGGCUGGUGCACAUAUCCGAGCUCCGGCGGGAAGGCCGUGUGGCCAAUGUGGCCGACGUGGUGAGCAAAGGCCAGAGGGUCAAGGUCAAAGUGCUGUCCUUCACCGGGACCAAGACCAGCCUGAGCAUGAAGGACGUGGAUCAAGAGACCGGAGAAGAUCUGAACCCUAACCGCCGGCGAAAUCUAGUUGGAGAGACCAACGAGGAGACCUCCAUGCGGAACCCCGACAGGCCCACUCACCUCGCCCUCGUCAGUGCCCCCGAAGUUGAGGACGACUCGCUGGAGCGCAAGCGCCUCACCCGCAUCUCUGACCCCGAGAAGUGGGAGAUCAAACAGAGUGCUCUUUUCCCGGUGGCACUCGCGGGACUGGAGACCAGCUGUGCCUUCGAUGAUGAGGACCUUGAGAUCGAGCUGGUGGAGGAGGAGCCUCCAUUCCUGAGAGGCCACACCAAGCAAAGCAUGGACAUGAGCCCCAUUAAAAUCGUCAAGAACCCCGACGGCUCCCUCUCGCAAGCAGCCAUGAUGCAGAGCGCCCUGGCGAAGGAACGGCGGGAGCUCAAGCAGGCCCAGCGGGAGGCGGAAAUGGACUCGAUUCCCAUGGGGCUCAACAAGCACUGGGUGGACCCUCUGCCUGACGCGGAAGGCAGGCAGAUUGCUGCCAACAUGAGGGGUAUCGGGAUGAUGCCCAGCGACAUCCCUGAGUGGAAGAAACAUGCCUUUGGGGGCAACAAAGCGUCUUACGGGAAAAAGACCCAGAUGUCCAUCCUUGAGCAGAGGGAGAGUCUGCCCAUCUACAAACUCAAGGAGCAGCUGGUUCAGGCUGUCCAUGACAAUCAGAUCCUGAUUGUCAUUGGCGAGACGGGGUCUGGGAAGACCACGCAGAUCACCCAGUACCUGGCGGAGGCGGGCUACACGUCCCGGGGCAAGAUUGGCUGCACCCAGCCCCGCAGAGUGGCGGCGAUGUCAGUGGCCAAGCGAGUGUCGGAGGAGUUUGGUUGUUGUUUAGGCCAAGAGGUGGGCUACACCAUCCGGUUUGAGGACUGCACCAGCCCCGAGACGGUCAUCAAGUACAUGACUGACGGCAUGCUGCUCCGAGAGUGCCUGAUCGACCCCGACCUCACCCAGUACGCGGUCAUCAUGCUGGACGAGGCCCACGAGAGGACCAUUCACACCGAUGUGCUCUUUGGACUGCUGAAAAAGACGGUUCAGAAGCGGCAAGACAUGAAGCUGAUCGUCACUUCCGCUACCUUGGACGCAGUGAAGUUUUCCCAGUACUUCUAUGAAGCACCCAUUUUCACCAUCCCAGGUCGAACCUACCCAGUGGAAAUUCUGUACACGAAGGAGCCGGAGACCGAUUAUCUGGAUGCCAGCUUAAUCACUGUCAUGCAGAUCCACUUGACAGAGCCGCCAGGUGACAUCUUGGUCUUCCUUACGGGUCAGGAGGAGAUCGACACUGCUUGUGAGAUCCUGUAUGAGAGAAUGAAGUCCCUGGGACCGGACGUCCCAGAGUUGAUUAUCCUCCCGGUGUACUCCGCCCUUCCCAGUGAGAUGCAGACCCGAAUCUUUGACCCUGCUCCACCUGGCAGCAGAAAGGUCGUGAUAGCCACCAACAUCGCAGAGACAUCGCUGACUAUUGACGGCAUCUACUACGUGGUGGACCCCGGAUUCGUGAAGCAGAAAGUCUAUAAUUCCAAGACGGGGAUCGACCAGCUUGUGGUGACGCCUAUUUCUCAGGCGCAGGCAAAGCAGCGAGCUGGCCGGGCCGGGAGGACCGGCCCAGGGAAGUGCUACCGCCUGUACACAGAGCGCGCCUACCGCGACGAGAUGCUGACCACCAACGUGCCGGAGAUCCAGAGGACCAACCUGGCGAGCACCGUGCUCUCGCUCAAGGCCAUGGGCAUCAACGACCUGUUGUCCUUCGACUUCAUGGACGCCCCACCGAUGGAAACCUUGAUCACGGCCAUGGAGCAGUUGUACACGCUGGGGGCUCUGGACGACGAGGGCCUGCUCACGCGCCUGGGCCGCAGGAUGGCAGAGUUCCCCCUGGAGCCAAUGCUGUGCAAAAUGCUGAUCAUGUCUGUUCAUCUGGGGUGCAGUGAGGAGAUGCUGACCAUCGUGUCCAUGCUGUCUGUGCAGAACGUCUUCUACAGGCCCAAGGAUAAACAAGCCCUCGCCGAUCAGAAGAAGGCCAAGUUCCACCAGACCGAAGGGGACCACCUCACCCUGCUGGCUGUGUACAACUCCUGGAAGAACAACAAGUUCUCCAACCCAUGGUGCUAUGAGAACUUUAUCCAGGCUCGCUCCCUGCGCCGGGCCCAGGACAUCCGCAAGCAGAUGUUGGGCAUCAUGGACAGACACAAGCUGGACGUGGUCUCCUGCGGCAAGUCCACAGUGCGGGUGCAGAAGGCCAUCUGCAGCGGCUUCUUCCGCAAUGCAGCCAAGAAGGACCCGCAGGAGGGCUACCGGACGCUGAUCGACCAGCAGGUGGUCUACAUCCAUCCCUCCAGUGCACUCUUCAACAGGCAGCCCGAAUGGGUGGUGUACCACGAGCUGGUGCUGACCACGAAGGAGUACAUGCGUGAAGUCACCACCAUCGAUCCGCGCUGGCUCGUGGAGUUUGCCCCGGCCUUCUUCAAGGUCUCCGACCCGACCAAGCUAAGCAAGCAGAAGAAGCAGCAGCGUCUUGAGCCGCUGUACAAUCGUUACGAGGAGCCCAACGCCUGGAGAAUAUCCCGGGCCUUCCGGCGCCGCUGAAGGGCCAGGCCGCUCUGCCGGCCGCCCUUGCCAGUGGCCUGGGCUUGGACUUCCUUAGUCCUCAUGAGCUGGCCGUGCGAAUACAGCUAGCCAUCUGGUGACAAACAGCUUAAGCCGGACAUUGUCUACCUUGUCUACAGUGCUUUUUUCCCUGGUGGUAAAAUAGAAACGGGUCUGAGUCUGGCCUCGGCUGGCGCUUCCAGUCCCUACUACGCGCAGGCUUGAGCCACUCAGAGUUUGCAGCCAACGUGGGUGGGCAUCAUGGCCCCAUCUCCAGGACAGGAGCUCCUCUGGGAGCCCUCAGGUGGACUGGGGGUGGAGGUGUUUGGACCUAAAGGCUCAGUGAGGGAGCCAGGAAGGUCAGCACAAGUGUCGCGGCGCGGCCUCCGCCCCCCCUGCUUGCCAGCCCACACUGUGGCUUGUCUGGACAUAUUUAUUUUCGUAAAGAAACAAAAAUGGC
Molecule: messenger RNA, 4078 nt
Organism: Echinops telfairi (small Madagascar hedgehog)
Lineage: Eukaryota; Metazoa; Chordata; Mammalia; Afrosoricida; Tenrecidae
Gene: DHX8
Product: DEAH-box helicase 8
Exons: 22
Coding region: 1-3618 (1205 amino acids)
Biological process (GO): mRNA splicing, via spliceosome; spliceosomal complex disassembly
Cellular component (GO): intracellular anatomical structure; catalytic step 2 spliceosome
Molecular function (GO): ATP binding; RNA binding; RNA helicase activity
Source: RefSeq, a predicted model, not a curated record